This is a messenger RNA of Abrus precatorius (Indian licorice), 1467 nucleotides long. RefSeq lists its product as uncharacterized. Bases 1 to 1467 code for a protein of 488 amino acids. The transcript has 3 exons. NCBI's taxonomy places the organism in Eukaryota, Viridiplantae, Streptophyta, Magnoliopsida, Fabales, Fabaceae. Gene Ontology annotation, molecular function: nucleic acid binding; RNA-DNA hybrid ribonuclease activity. The record is from RefSeq and is a predicted model, not a curated record.
AUGAUUAUAUACCUGGCGGUGUCAGAUAACGCCAUCAGUUCCGUCCUGUUACAAGAAAUGCCUGAACCGGCCCUAGUUUAUUUCAUCAGCAAAACGCUCCAAGGUUCCAAAUCCCGGUAUCAAUUGAUGGAGAAAGUGGUGUUUGCCCUAGCCCACACAGCUCGUCGGUUAAGACGCUACUUCCAGAGUCAUCGAAUGGUGGUACGGACAGAUUGUCCAAUGUUCAAAAUUUUAAGAAAACCUGAAUUAGCUGGUCGUCAACGCCUCCUUAAAGCUCAAGUACUUGCCGACUUUGUCAAUGAAUUCACGACUCAGCCACAAGCCAAUUGGGAUAUGUGGAACCUACAUAUUGAUGGAUCAUCAAACCAAUCUGGUAGUGGAGCAGGAAUUAUACUUGAAGGCCCGAACGCCGUAACAAUUGAACAAUCUAUUCGGUUUGGAUUCAAAGCCUCUAAUAAUCAAGCUGAAUAUGAAGCCCUCCUAGCCGGCCUCAAAUUGGCAAAGGAUGUUGGAGUAAAACAUGUCACUUGUUGGAGUGAUUCAAAGAUAGUGGCCGAACAGGUCAAUGGAACAUAUCAGGUGAAGGAUUCGGUCAUGCUCCAAUAUUAUCAAGAAUUUAAAAAUAUAGAAGCCGAGUUUGAUGAGAUAUGUGUUCGAUACACCCCGAGAACAAUGAAUGAACAAGCCGAUAAGCUUGCUAAGUUGGCAAGCCAAAGAAAACUUGGGCAAUUAAAAAGUGUCAUUCACCAGGAAGUCCUUAAACCGAGCAUAGCUAAGAAAGAGUGCAUAGAUAUAGAAAAUGUGCCUCACAAUUGGAUGACUCCCAUUAUCCAAUACCUUACCGAUAGCAGCCUGCCAAAUAAUCCAGAAUCGGCCAAGAAAAUAAGAAUGCAUGCAGCUAAAUACUUCCUUCUUGGCAAAGACUUGUACAGAAGAGGGAUUUCAACACCUAUGCUUAAAUGCCUUAACGACGGCCAAGCAAACUAUGUCACGAGGGAGAUUCACGAAGGUAUCUACGGUAUCCAUUCAGGUGGACGAACCAUGGCGGCAAAAAUACUCAGAGUUGGGUACUAUUUGCCAACACUCUCCCAAGAUUGCCAUAUGUUUACUAAUGGUCAAGCUAAGGCCGCAAACAAAGUGAUCUUGCAUGAAUUAAAAAGAAGAUUAGGUUCGGCAAAAGAGGAGUGGGUAGAGAAGCUGCCCGAGGUGCUAUGGGCUUAUCGGUGUACGCCGCAAACCACAACAAAGGAAACUCCUUUUCGGCUUACCUAUGGUACUGAUAUCAUAGUGCCAGUAGAAAUUGGAGAACCUUCAUUUCAAAGGGAGAAUUUUGAGAAAUCGGCUAAUAACGAGGUUUUGGCCGUCAACCUGGAUAUAAUAGCUGAGGUACGUGGCCAAGCAGCCAUUAUGACCGAGGCCAGCAGAAGAAUGAUGGUUAAAAAAUUUAAUACCAAAAUCAAUCCAUGA